Messenger RNA from Micromonas commoda, 1416 nucleotides. RefSeq lists its product with no specific name. Gene Ontology annotation, molecular function: nucleic acid binding. Gene Ontology annotation, cellular component: precatalytic spliceosome. The transcript has a single exon. The record is from RefSeq and is a predicted model, not a curated record. Gene Ontology annotation, biological process: mRNA cis splicing, via spliceosome. The coding region runs from base 1 to 1416 and encodes 471 amino acids. NCBI's taxonomy places the organism in Eukaryota, Viridiplantae, Chlorophyta, Mamiellophyceae, Mamiellales, Mamiellaceae.
AUGGGUCUGUUCGGGGAUCUGCCCUCGGCGAAGGACGGGUCGUCGAGGGGCGACGGGGGCGGAUCGUCCGAGACUCCCGCGAAGCGAUCCGAUGGCGCCGCGACGACGCCCGGAUCCACCGCGGGAAAGACCGGAGGAUGGUCCGGAGCCGGCAGCGCGCUCAGGGCUCCGCCUCGAAAGUCGCCCGCGCUGCUGAAUCCCCAGAUGUUAAAGGCGCAGGCUGCCGCAUUGCGCGCGCAGCAGGCCAAGCUCGCGCGCCAGAAGGAGGCGACCUCGUCCGAUGCUCCGGGCGGGUCGUCCGCGGUCAGGACCCCGGGUGCCCGACCGUCGGCGACGGCGACGCGCGUGGUGGUGACCAAGACGGGCAUAGGAGGUGGCGCCGUCCCCGAGCCGUCGGCGGCCACCUACGGCACCCUCAGCGCCGAGGUGGCCGACGAGUAUCAACCCGGUAAGCCAAACUCCUACGAGGAUGUGGUUCGCGCCAGGGCCAGGCGCGUGGCGACGGAGCAGGCGGCGAGAACGAGGGAGCGCCAGAGGGUGGAGCUCGAGCGACAGCGGCGUGAACUCGAGGAAGAGAGACGGACGGCGCAAAAGGCGGCGGGCACGGCACCGGACAGGAGCUCCCUGAACGUCACGGGGGAGGAGGCGUUUGCGCGGCGAGCGACGGUGAGGUUCGGCAAGGUUGAACCGGCGGCGUCCAAGCUUUUGGCAGCGUCCAAUGAGGUCGAACCGGAGAGAGCGGAGAGGACGCCGGAGCCGCAAAAGCCUCCCGCGCCCGUGAAGGAUAAGGGGUUGACCCUCGCGCAGAAGAUGAUGGAGAAGAUGGGUUGGAAGGAGGGCUCCGGCUUGGGUAAGGACGGGCAGGGCAUGACCACGCCCCUCAUGGCACAGAAGGACGGAAUUCGAUCCGGCAUCAUCGUCAACGCGCCGGAAAUGUUUCCCAACAGGUCCACGAUCAUUGGAGAAGUAUCAGCCGAGGGCGAUGGGGCACACACGCUGCUCGGCGCGCCCGCCUUCGUCUCGUCGGGUUCCUCGCUCGCGGGCUCGGCGGUUGUCCCGGCGGUUGACGAGGGGGAUAAACCCGCCACUCCCACGAGGGUGCUGCUGCUGCGUAACCUGACGGGGCCGGGGGAGGUGGACGGGGACCUCGAGGAUGAGGUGGCGGAGGAGUGCGAGAGGUUCGGCGCGGUGGUGCGGGUGGUGAUAUUCGAGGUGACGGACGCGGGGUUCCCGGCGCCGGAGGCUGUGCGGAUCUUCGCGGAAUUCGUCGAGGCUGAGUCCGCGGAGCGGUGCAGACUGGAGAUGGACGGUCGCUUCUUCGGGGGACGGACGGUGCGCGCGACGUCCUACGACGAAAGUAAGUUCUUCGCGAACGAUCUGGGGCCGCAGCCUGGGGAGAAGGCUGUGGGUUCGUGA